AAUUUCGUGAUAAUUGUGACGCCAUUGCAUAAGUGACGGCGUAUCAGUGCGCUUGUAUGUGUGUUGUGCGCGUCCUUAGCUGUGAUGAAAUUACGUAUAAGUAUCCAUAACUGUAAAUUGGAUGCUGACAGUGGAUCAAAACGUUUUAAAACUUUUGAUAACGUUUCCAUUAUCGUAAAGUUCGCUUGCGACUUCGCGCAUGAGGCUAGUGUUCAAAAAGUAUCCAAUUAGAAUGUUUACAUCGGUGUCGAAUUAAUUCUAUUUAAAAUCCAAUUGAUUUUCUUAUACGAAAUUGCAAUUGUAAAUAAAGUGAAAAUCGUGUUCUGUUUUUAAAUACUUAGAUAUUGCAAUUGUUUAAAGAUGGCAGCUGACAAGUUGGCGCCUAAUCCGCGAGAGACGGCUGGCUGUCUCUCUGCUAUUAUGUUUUGCUUUGCGCUACCCAUAUUAUUCAAGGGGCGCAAAAAGAAGUUGGAACCCAGCGAUCUUUAUGAUGUGCUCAGCGAGCAUAAAGCGGACAAAUUGGGCGAGAAACUUUACCAGACUUGGGAAACUGAGUUCCUCCAGGCGCAAGGUCAAAAGGAUGCUAAAAAGCCGAGCAUGUUGCGCGUGGUACUUCGGGUAUUCGGCUGGGAAUUGGUCAUAUCGGGCAUUGUGAUUGGAGUGCUGGAGUUGGGCCUGAGAGGCACCAUUCCACUUCUGCUGGCCGGGCUGAUCCACGAGUUCACUUUGCACGGCAACGGCAGCAGCCUCAACGCCCAGCUCUAUGGCGUGGGGCUGGUGGCCUGCACUGUGCUCAGCGUGCUGCUGAUCCAUCCGUUCAUGAUGCACAUGAUGCACUUGGCAAUGAAGAUGCGAGUCGCCGUCAGCAGCGCCAUCUAUCGGAAGGGCCUGCGUCUGAGCCGCACAGCGCUGGGAGGCACAACCACGGGGCAAGUGGUGAAUCUGGUGUCCAAUGACUUGGGUCGCUUUGAUCGGGCUCUGAUCCACAUGCACUUCCUGUGGCUCGGACCACUGGAGCUAUUGUUCGCCUCCUAUUUCCUCUACCAGCAGAUCGGAGUCGCCUCCUUCUAUGGCAUUGCCAUACUCGUGCUCUACGUGCCGCUGCAGACGUAUCUCAGCCGCUUGACCUCGACGCUGCGCCUGCGCACAGCACUGCGCACGGAUCGACGUGUCCGCAUGAUGAAUGAGAUCAUAGCCGGCAUACAGGUGAUCAAGAUGUACGCCUGGGAGCGGCCCUUUGAGCAGAUGAUCGCCAAGGCGCGGCUCAGCGAAAUGAACGUUAUACGCAAGGUGAACUACAUACGCGGCAUCCUGCUGUCGUUUGAGAUAACGCUGGGACGCCUGGCGAUCUUCGCCAGCCUGCUGGCCUACGUGCUCGCCGGGGGUCAGCUCACCGCGGUGCAGGCCUUCUGUGUGACGGGCUUUUAUAAUGUGCUGCGACGGGCCAUGAGCAAAUUCUUUCCCAGCGGCAUGUCCCAGGUGGCUGAGCUGUUGGUGUCCUUGCGCAGGAUAACGGCCUUUAUGGUGCGCGAGGAGACGGAUGUGGCCAUGUUGGAGGAGCAGCCGGAGGAGGAAAAUGCGGCGGAACGCAAGAAGCUAUUGGCAAAUGGCCAUCAGGAGCAGCUCAAUUCGGAUAUCGGCGUUGAGAUUAGGCAGCUGAGAGCACGCUGGGAUUCGGAGCAUGUGGAGCCCAUUUUGGAUGACAUCAAUAUGCAGCUAAAGAAGCAGCAGCUAGUCGCUGUCAUUGGGCCUGUGGGCGCCGGCAAAUCCAGCCUCAUUCAGGCCAUACUCGGCGAGCUGCGUGCGGAGGCGGGCGAGGUGAAGUUGAACGGACGCUGCUCCUAUGCCGCGCAGGAGCCGUGGCUCUUCUGCGCCAGCGUGCGCGAUAAUAUACUGUUUGGCCAGCCGCUGGACAGGCAACGCUAUCGAACGGUGGUCAAGAUGUGCGCACUGGAACGCGACUUCGAGCUGCUGGACCAGGGCGACAAGACCAUUGUUGGGGAACGUGGCGCCUCGCUGUCCGGCGGACAAAAGGCGCGGAUUAGCCUCGCACGCGCUGUCUAUCGCAAGGCAGAUGUUUACCUGCUCGACGAUCCGCUGAGUGCUGUGGACACACAUGUGGGACGACAUCUCUUCGAGAAGUGCAUGCGAGAGUUUCUGCGCAGGAAGCUGGUGAUCCUGGUGACGCAUCAGCUGCAGUUCUUGGAGCACGCCGAUCUGAUUGUGAUCAUGGACAAGGGCCGUGUCCUGGACAUUGGCACCUAUGAGCAUAUGCUCAAGAGCGGACAGGACUUUGCCCAGCUGCUGGCACAGCGACCGCCGGAGGAGAACGAGAUGGAGAAGCAGGAGGACGAGGAUUCAGCUGGCGCAGGCGAUGCCAACGAAAUCUCCACCUCCUACUCCCGCCAAAAUAGCGUAGAAAGUCGCAGCAGUCUCUCCACUAUGGGUUCCAGUGCAGAUGAUUCGUUAAUGGCCACCAAGGAGAAGCCAAAGGAAGUUCAGGAACAGCGGUCAUCCCAGAAAAUUGGCUGGGACAUGUAUAAGAAAUACUUUACUGCUGGCUGUGGCUGCUUGAUGUUUCUACUAGUGCUCUUCCUGUGCCUGGGCACGCAAGUGAUGGCCUCCUGGGGUGAUUACUUCCUCUCCUACUGGGUGAAGAGCAACUCGUCAGAGUCCUCGGACAUUUACUACUUUGCGGCUAUCAAUGUAACGCUGAUUAUAUUCGCCCUAUUGCGCACGCUUCUCUUCUUUAACAUGGCCAUGCACUCGUCUACGCAGCUGCACAAUUCCAUGUUUCGCAGCAUCACGCGUGCCGCCAUGUAUUUCUUCAAUACGAAUCCAUCGGGUCGCAUAUUGAAUCGCUUUGCCAUGGACAUGGGUCAGGUGGAUGAGGUGCUGCCUGCAGUUAUGCUGGAUUGCAUCCAGGUAUUCCUUACCCUGGCUGGAAUUAUAACGGUGCUCUGCGUUACGAAUCCCUGGUAUCUGAUUAACACGCUGGCCAUGCUGCUCUCCUUCUACUAUCUGCGCAAUUUCUAUCUGAGCACAUCAAGGGAUGUGAAGCGCCUGGAGGCAGUUGCCCGCUCGCCCAUGUACUCGCAUUUUGGUGCCACCUUGAAUGGCCUGCCCACCAUACGAGCGAUGCGUGCUCAGAGAAUGCUGAUAGCUGAAUAUGAUGACUAUCAGGACAAGCACUCCAUUGGCUACUACACAUUCCUCUCCACCAGUCGUGCCUUUGGCUAUUAUUUGGACUUAUUUUGUGUGAUUUAUGUUUUGAUUAUAAUACUCAACAAUUUUGUCAAUCCGCCUGAGAAUCCGGGACAAAUUGGCUUGGCCAUUACACAGGCCAUGUCCAUGACCGGGAUGGUGCAAUGGGGCAUGCGUCAGUCGGCUGAAUUGGAGAACUCCAUGACUUCUGUGGAGCGAGUAAUCGAGUACAGAGCCCUGAAUGCCGAGGGAGAAUUUAGCUCGAUGGGAGACAAGAAGCCGCCAGCUAGUUGGCCACCAGCCGGCCAAAUUGUAGCCGACGAUUUGAGCUUACGUUAUGCACCCGAUCCCCAAGCACCUUACGUACUUAAGUCAUUGAAUUUUGUCAUUGAGCCGCGCGAAAAGGUGGGCAUUGUGGGCCGCACUGGCGCAGGUAAAUCCUCACUGAUUAACGCCUUGUUCCGGCUCUCGUACAACGAUGGCUCCAUACUGAUCGAUGAGCGGGACACGGAGCAGAUGGGUCUACAUGAUCUGCGCAGCAAAAUCUCAAUUAUACCUCAGGAGCCGGUCCUGUUCUCUGGCACUCUACGCUACAACUUGGAUCCUUUCGAACAGUAUGAGGACUCCAAGCUGUGGCAAGCCUUGGAGGAGGUGCGUCUAAAAAACUUUGCUUUAUCUACAUACACUUAUCUCAAUUCUAAUCAUUUGCAGGUACAUCUUAAGGAAGAGAUUAGCGAGCUGCCGAUGGGUCUGCAGAGCAACGUUUCUGAAGGUGGCACAAAUUUCAGCGUGGGUCAACGUCAAUUGGUCUGCUUGGCUCGAGCUAUUCUACGCGAGAAUCGUAUACUGGUCAUGGACGAGGCUACCGCCAAUGUGGAUCCUCAGACGGAUGCACUUAUACAGGCGACCAUUAGGAAUAAGUUUAAGGACUGCACCGUGCUUACAAUAGCACACAGGCUGCACACGAUCAUGGAUUCGGAUAAGGUUUUGGUGCUGGAUGCUGGACAUGUUGUGGAGUUUGGUUCACCUUAUGAGCUCUUGACAACGUCGGAGAGCAAGGUGUUCCACAGCAUGGUAAUGCAGACGGGCAAGACAACGUUUGAACAAUUGCUGAAAAUAGCACAGCAGACCUACGAAAACUGCCAGGAAAAGAAGUUGGAAGACGUCAAACAAUAAAUGUUUUUAUACAUAAUACAAUAAUAGUUGUUAUGUAUAGCAAGGCUAUAGUUGUAAACAAUCUAGUUUUUAUAAUGCCUAUAUCCAUGUUCUGUACUUAUAGUAACUUGAACAACUUAAAUAAUUAUAAAUGUUAGCCAAAUCGUUUAUUUUUAUAUUCAUUGAG
This is a messenger RNA of Drosophila hydei, 4546 nucleotides long. RefSeq names its product probable multidrug resistance-associated protein lethal(2)03659. NCBI's taxonomy places the organism in Eukaryota, Metazoa, Arthropoda, Insecta, Diptera, Drosophilidae. Gene Ontology annotation, cellular component: membrane. The coding region runs from base 361 to 4380 and encodes 1339 amino acids. The transcript has 5 exons. The record is from RefSeq and is a predicted model, not a curated record. Gene Ontology annotation, molecular function: ATP binding; ABC-type transporter activity; ATP hydrolysis activity. Gene Ontology annotation, biological process: transmembrane transport.